Priapulus caudatus is the source of this 10918-nucleotide messenger RNA. Its product is annotated as titin-like. The record is from RefSeq and is a predicted model, not a curated record. Lineage: Eukaryota; Metazoa; Priapulida; Priapulimorpha; Priapulimorphida; Priapulidae. The transcript has 54 exons. Bases 41 to 10918 code for a protein of 3625 amino acids.
CCGGCCCUCGAAGCAGAUCGACGUCGCGACGGGCGAGCACAUGCUCGGACCGGGCUUCGCGAAGGUUCCGGGAGACGUCGAGUGCCGCGAGGGCCAGCUGGUGCGCUUCGACUGCCGCGUGACGGGCCGGCCGUACCCGGACGUCGAGUGGUACCACAACGACGUGCUCGUGUCGGACGACGCCGCGCACAAGGUGACCGUGAACGAGUACGGCGUGCACUCGCUGCUCAUCUUCGCGGCGGACGUGCGCGACGCCGGAUCGUACAUCUGUGUCGCACGCAACCCGAUGGGCGAGUCGUCAUUCUCCGUGAAACUCACCGUCGUCCCACGAGAGAGAGUGAUGCCACCCAAGUUUGUCGAGCAUUUCCCAUCUGUAAGGGCUAAUGAGGGAGAGCAUGUGACUUUCCAUUGCCGCGCAGUGGGUGAACCUACCCCUACCCUGACUUGGCACAAGGACGGUAUCCAGAUUGUACCAAGUCGUGACAUACAGAUUGACUCACACGAUGGAACUUCUAUGCUGGUUAUGCCACGCUGCCGCAGAGAUGAUGCAGCCUGGUAUGAGUGCACAGCCAUAAACGUGGCUGGCAGCGUUACAACCAGGGGCAAGCUCGAUGUGCACGUUGACCACAAACCAGUGGAGUACAGAGAGAUCUACCUGCCGACGGGCAAGGUCAAGCCGAGAGGUCCCGGCGACUCGGGCGAGACGAUCUGGCUCAAGCCGGUCGAGAUGGCCAGGUACGAGCGCAGAGAGUCGCACGAGGACAUCCGACUGAAGGAGGUGAGGCACACGCAGCAGCGCGAGGUCACCUCCACCGAGAGGGACUGGGAGGAGAAGAAUGUCUACCCGUUCUGGCAGAAGAAGCCCGUCGUCGAGACGAGACGCGAGACCAUCUACUUGAAGCCGACGAAGUUCGAGCAUCACGCGGAGGACGAGCAGGGCGAGACGAUCUGGCUGAAGCCCGUGGCGAGGGAGAGGUACAUUGUGACCGAGCCCGAGCCGGAGGUGCACGUCCCGGCGCCCGCGCCCAGGCCUCUCUUCCUGACGCAGCUGAACAACAUCUCGAGACUGCCCGAGAGGCAGAGGGCUGUAUUCGAAUGCCAGGUUGAACCAGUGAGCGAGCCGUCACUGCGCAUACUGUGGUAUGCUAAUGGAAAGCCGAUCACACAAGGUCCGCGCUUCCAGAUGGAAAUUUCACCCAGUGGAAUGGUUAGACUGACAAUCACAGAGGCCUACGUUGAGGACUCUGGUGUUUACACGUGCAAGGCCACCACCUCUUCGGGCGAGGCCUACACUAGUGCUACGUUGAGAGUUGAAUCCGUAGCAACAAGGCCAACAUUAGUACAGGGCCUAAAAGACUUAUCGAACCUAAAGGAGGGAGACAGUGCCCACUUUGAGGUGCACUUCACACCAGCUGAUGACAAAGACAUCAUUGUGGAAUGGUUCCACAAUGGCAAACCUAUACCCGUUGGUGGCAGGUUUAUAACAGGACAGAGACCGGGAGUGGCGACACUGGACAUUUCACCGGUGCUACCCGAAGACAGUGGAGUAAUCACGUGCAGGAUCACCAACAAGGGUGGCUCUGUGACGAGCUCUGCUAACAUGCACUGCGCACCAACAGACAUUGGCAACAGGCCAGUGUUCAUCAACCCACUGAACAACCAGCUGGGCCUGAAGGAGGGCGGACUGGCCCACUUCGAGGCGCGCGUCGAACCCCACCACGACCCGAAACUGAAGGUGGAGUGGUUCUGCAACGGAGCGCCGCUGAAGAUCGGCUCGCGCUUCAAGCCGCUGUUCGACUUUGGCUUCGUGGCUCUCGACAUAUGCCCUGUCUACCCAGAGGAUUCUGCCAUCUACGUGUGCAAGGCCACCAACGAGUAUGGCCAGGCAACAACGUCCGCUACGCUGGAGUGCUUCGGCGAGGAAGGAACGAAGAGACCAGUGUUUGUCAGCCAACUGAACGACCUGCCAGGCAUGCAGGAAGGACAGGCAGCCCACUUUGAGUGCAGAGUGGAGCCGGCCAACGACCCAACACUGAGAGCAGAGUGGUUCCACGAUGGAAAGCCCAUUGUGAAUGGACCGAGACACAGGACAAAUCUGGAGUUUGGACUGGCCUCACUAGACAUCAACCCACUGGUGCCUGGAGAUGCUGGUGUAUAUAUCUGCAAGGUUACUAACGAGUAUGGCAGUAGCAAUACAUCGGGCUCCAUGCACGUGCUACCCAAAGUGCAACCUAAGCCCCCAACGUUUGUAUCAACGCUGCGAGCCCAGACUGCCGACGAAGGCAAGAAAGUGAUAUUCGAAUGUCGCUACGAGCCAGCCCGAGACCACGUCACUAUUCAGUGGUACCACAACGGGCAGCCAAUACCCGUCGGUGCCAGAUUCAAGACGAAACAAGACUUUGGUGUAGCAGUGUUGGAGAUUAAUCCAGUUCACCUGGAGGACUCUGGCGUGUACAGCUGCCACAUCACCACAGAGUGGGGUGAUGAUGAUACCUCAGCUAGCUUAACCGUUAACGAGAAACUUGAGGGCAAGGCACCAGUGUUUAUCAGUCCACUAAAUAACCAGAUGGGAAUUGUUGAGGGAAAGCUGGCCCACUUUGAGGCUCGUGUUGAACCUCACCAGGACCCUAAGCUGAAGGUGGAAUGGUUCUGUAACGGAAGACCCCUUAAAGUUGGAUCUAGAUUCAGGCCUCUGUUUGACUUUGGCUUUGUUGCCUUGGACAUUAGCCCCUGCUAUCUGGAGGAUAAUGGAGAAUAUGUGUGCAGAGCGUAUAACGACUAUGGAGAAGCAUUCUCCACCUGCAUACUGGAAUGCAUCGACGACUCUGCCAGGCGUCCGCGCAUCACUGGCCCACUCAACCACCUGCCGAACAUGCUGGAAGACAUGUCCGCUCACUUUGAGUGCAGGGCCGAGCCAGGCACAGACGAGACGCUGCGUGCAGAGUGGUUCCACGACGGACUACCCAUCGUUGAUGGUCCCAGACAUAGGACAAAACUAGAGCAUGGUGUUGCUACCCUGGAUAUCAGCCCUCUCGGAAGAGGCGACAGCGGUGUGUACACAUGCAAGUUCACAAACCAGUACGGCACGACCCAGACCUCUGCCAGCAUGAGAGUAGAUGCCAAAGUGCAGCCAAAGCCGCCCGUGUUCGUGUCGCCGCUGCACGCGCAGACCGCCGACGAGGGCAAGUCCGUGCGCUUCGAGUGCCACUUCACGCCCAAGGACGCGCCCGUCAAGGUUGAGUGGUUCCUCAACGGCGAGCCGAUACCGCACGGAUCACGCUACAGGACGUCGCAGGACUUUGGUGUCGCGGCUCUCGAGAUUUCUCCCGUACACAAGGAGGACUCCGGACUCAUCACCUGCCAGAUCACGACCGAGUGGGGCAGCGCCCAGACCUCGGCUCAACUCACCUGCGCACCCAAGGAGACUACUGGUAACAAACCAGUGUUCAUCAACCCACUGAACAACCAGUUGGGCAUCAUCGACGGCAAGCUGGCCCACUUCGAAGCGAGAGUCGAGCCGCACCAGGAUCCCAAGCUGAGGGUGGAGUGGUUCCACAAUGGAUUCCCGCUGAAGAUCGGAACCCGCUUCCGACCGCUGUUUGACUUUGGCUUCGUCGCUCUGGACAUCAGUCCUUGCUAUACGGAGGACUCUGGAGUGUACACCUGCAGAGCUUGGAACGAUUAUGGAGAAGCCAUCGCGACGGCCACGCUCGAAGUCAUAUCUGACCAAGGCACGAGGCGACCAGUGUUUGUUAGUGCACUGAACCAUCUGCCAGGCAUGAAAGAAGGCAUGGCCGCACACUUCCAGUGUAAGGUAGAGCCAGCUAACGACCCGACAUUGAGGGCAGAGUGGUUCCACGAUGGAGUACCUAUUGUAGAUGGACCGAGACACAGGACGAGCCUAGAGUUUGGCAUUGCCACACUGGACAUCAACCCACUGGUGCCCGCAGAUGCUGGCAUGUACGUCUGCAAGGUGACAAACGACUUUGGAACAGCGCAGUCGUCUGCAACCAUGGGAGUAGAACCCAAGGAAAGGCCGCAGCCUCCAGUGUUCGUCAGUCCCAUACAGGCGAGGACGAUACGUGAGGGAUACCCAUGCAGAUUCGAGGCCCGUUAUGAACCAGCAAGAGACCCUGGAGUUAGGGUAGAGUGGUUCCAUGACGGUCAGCCCAUCCCCGUCGGCACGCGAUUCAGACCUUCAACAGACUUUGGCAUAGCCGCACUUGACAUUAAGCCAACUGAGGUGGAAGACACUGGUACCUACACGUGCCAGGUGACAAACGAUUAUGGCCAGGCUCAAAGCUCUGCACCACUGCAGUGCACUGCAAAGAAGACGGGCAUGCGACCCAAGUUCCUGACACCACUGCGCCCGCAGCAUGGGCUCAUGCAGGGUAAGACUGCUCACUUUGAGUGUCGCCUAGAGCCGACAGACGAUCCGAUCCUGAGAGUGGAGUGGUACCACAACGGACAGCCACUCAAAACAGGCUCGCGAUUCCGGCCGCUGCACGACUUCGGCUUCGUCGCGCUCGACAUCAACCCCGUCUACCCGGAGGACUCCGGCGAGUACAUCUGCCGCGCCGUCAACGACUACGGCGAGGACCACAACCGCACAACGCUCGAGUGCAUGGGCGACCGGCCGAUCGACUGGACGACCCAGCAUCCGGAGGGACUCACGCAGCUGCGCCACCUCGAGCAGCCUCGGCGGCUGCGUCCGAGCGAGGAGCGCACGACGGGCCGCGCGCCCGUCUUCACGAGCAAGCUGCGCGACGUGCCGCACGUCGCCGAGGGAUCCGGAGCGCACUUUGAGGCGCGGCUCGAGCCCGCCAACGAUCCGGAUCUUGUCGUCGAGUGGUUCUUCGACGGCGAGCCGCUGAAGACAGGUCACAGAUUCAGGACUAUCCACGAUUUUGGCUUCGUUGUUCUCGACAUCCUGUACGUCUACCCAGAGGAUACGGGCGAGUACGUGUGCAAAGCCACCAACAAAUACGGGCAGGCAACCACGACUGCUCAACUCGGAUGCAGAGGCAAAUCUGGCAUCUCCUACGAGUCACAGCACCCAGAAGGUCUUCAGCAAAUUAAGUACCUAGAGCAUCCAAAGGAUUCUCGUAAGGACUGGCCCGAGGAAGUCAAAUCGACACAGAAACCACAGUUCGUUACCCAGCUGCGAGACUUGCCGAACGCGAAGGAGAGCCAGGGUGUGCACUUUGAGGCCAGACUCGAGCCGCACAACGAUCCCAACAUGCAGAUCGAGUGGUACCACAACGGAAAGCCUCUUGAACACGGUCAUCGAUUCAGACCGAUGCAUGACUUUGGCUACGUCGUGUUGGAUAUUCUCUACGUUUACCCGGAGGACUCCGGGGAGUACGUCUGCCGUGCGGUGAACAAUGUCGGCGAGGAUCAGACGAGAGCCGUUCUCCACGUGCAAGACAAAGCGGGAAUCGUAUACACAAGCGGAUUGCCGGACGAAGCUCAGAUCGUCGAGAAGAUCCAGAAUCUGGAAGAGUACGGGCGGCAGCGCGCCAGAAAGCCGUUCGAGGCCGACCUGCUCUAUCCGAAGCCGGUGUUCACGACGCACAUCAAGGACGUUGCUAACCUCGUGGAGAGACAGAAAGCUCACUUUGAAGCCAGGCUGGAACCGGCGAACGAUCCCGACCUGAAGGUCGAGUGGUACUUCAAUGGAAAGCCGCUAGAAGCCGCGAACCGCAUCACGCCGUACCACGACUUUGGAUUUGUCGCGUUGGACAUUGGCGACACCAAGGACGACGACUCUGGCGUUUACAUGUGCCGAGCGUGGAACAAGGCUGGUGAAGCCUUCACGACGGCGUCUCUUCGCGUGCACCCUUUGAAGGGACUAAUCCUAGAAACCCAGCUACCCGACUCCAAGGCCGCCGACGAGAUCGAUCAGCUCGAAGCGUAUCAGGCGCAGAAGGCUAGGAGGCCGACGUGGGGAGAGGCGGAGCCUGCGUGGCCGCGUCCCACGUUCACGACCCCCCUGCAGCCGUCGGUGGACCUCGUCGAAGGAAGCCGCCUGCACGUCGAGGGAAGGCUCGUGCCAAUCGGUGACCCCAACAUGAAGGUCGAGUGGUACAAGAACGGAGUGCCUCUCGAUUACGGUAACCGCAUCAACACCAUGAAUGACUUUGGAUACGUGGCUCUCGACAUCUUCCCGGCUAUCCCCGAGGAUGAGGGUGUCUAUACCUGCCGUGCAGUGAAUAAAGCUGGAGAGGCCACUUCCGGAUCAACGGUCAGAUGCCAACCCAAGGAGAGCAUGUAUUUGCACACGAUCCACCCAGAAGGCUUGCAGGCCAUUCAGAGGCUGGAAUCCUACCAGAGACGCCCAGUGAGAGAGUCACCGGAGAGACUCGGACAGAAGCCGAUAUUCAUCACGCAAAUCCCGAACAUCGAAUGCUCUGAGAACCAGAGGUCGUUCUUCGAAUGCCAGCUAGAGCCAGCCACCGACCCGAAGAUGAAAGUGGAGUGGUUCUUCAAUGGACAGCCACUCGUUGCAGGUCACCGCUUCAAGCCGACGCACGACUUUGGCUACGUUACACUGGAGAUCCUCUACACGAACCCCGAGGACAGCGGCGUCUACGUGUGCAGGGCCACCAACGACAUGGGUGAAGCAGUCACCUCUGCUACACUACACUGCACAGGUAAGAAGAGCAUCUACCUGGAUACGACGCACCCCGCCGGACCUCAGGCCAUCGAGGAGCUGAAGGACCUCGAGGACCUCGCUGCUCGCCGCGCCAUUCACGAGAUCUGGGUUCCCGAGGAGCACAAGCAGAAGCCAGUGUUCGUCACGCAGGUGCAGAACAUCGACAACCUGCGCGAGGGUGACAGCGCCGCGUUCGAGGCGCGCCUCGAGCCGACCAACGACCCGAAGAUGCAGGUGGAGUGGUACAGGAAUGGCGAACCGCUGCCGUCCGGCACGCGUUUCACGACGAUGCACGACUUUGGUUAUGUGAGGGCCGACAUCGCGACCGUCUACCCAGAGGACGAGGGCCUGUACGUGUGCCGCGCGUUCAACGAGGUCGGCGAAGCUUUCACCUCGGCGACGCUGAAGUGUGCCGGCAAGCCCAGCAUCUACGGCGAGACGAUGUUCCCCGAGGGUCUGGACAAGAUCCGUCAGUUGGAGGACAAGCCAGAGCGGGUGCGCCAUGUUCCCGAGGAGUUCUACAGGAAGCCCGUGUGGACGACGCCGCUGGAGAACGUCGACAACCUCGUAGAGGGCGGCGUCGCUCACCUGAGCGGACGCGUCGAGCCGCUCAACGACCCCAACCUGAAGGUCGAGUGGUACUUCAACGGAGAGCCACUCGUGGCCGGCACGCGCUACUCGACGACGUUCGACUUUGGCUACGCGGGUCUCGACAUCAACAACGUGCAGCCCGAGCACACGGGCGUCUACAUGGCGCGCGCCUACAACGCUGUCGGCGAGGCGCUCACCACGGCGACGGUGAAGUGCGCUGGCAUGCCGAGCAUCUACACAGGCCCGCUGCACCCGGAGGGACUCGACCAGAUACAGAUGCUGGAAGCGGACAAGGAGCCGCAGGCGCGCUACGUGCCAGAGACGGCGAAGGAGCCUCCGCGCUUCCUCACGCAGCUGCAGCACCUGCCGAACCUCGUCGAGGGAGACCACGCGCACUUCGAGGCGCGCCUCGUGCCGAUCAAUGAUCCGGAGCUCGUCGUCGAGUGGUACCACGACGGACAGCCCGUCGAAGCCGCUUCUCGAGUCAAGAUGAUUCACGACUUUGGCUUUGUUGUUCUGGAGAUUGAGGGAGUUAACCCGGAAGACUCCGGGGAAUAUGUCUGCAGAGCCUACAACCCACAGGGAGAAGACACUACAACCGGAUCUCUGACUGCACAACCAAAGUCGGCGAUCGUGACGAGCACCAACUUGCCAGAGCAUCAGCGACUGGUUGAGAAGAUCAAGGAGAUGGAAGACGAUUCGGCAUUGCGCUUUGCUAGGGAGCCGUCUGCAGAGAAGGAAUUGCAGCCACCAAAGUUCAUCACCGAACUGCAGACCUAUCUCGACCUGACUGAGGGUGAGAGUGUCCAUCUUGAAGCCAGACUGGAACCACUUAAUGAUCCAACUCUGGAAGUUGAGUGGUUCUUCAACGGUGAACCACUAGAAGCAAGUCACAGGUUCAGAACAAUCCACGACUUUGGCUUUGUCGUACUGGAGGUACAGUUCCUGCUGCCCGAGUACACGGGAGAAUACAUGUGCAGGGCCAGGAACCCUGCCGGAGAGGACAUGACCAAAUGCGAGCUGAAAAUCGCACCAAAGCUGAGCAUUCUCAGCCAGACGAAUCUACCCGAUCAGCAGAGAAUCGCCGACAAGAUCAACGACCUCGAGGCGUCGCUUGCUCCCGGUCCGAGCAUGCCGGGCGAAGGAGAGUUUGUGCCGAGAGAACCUCCGCGUUUCAUCACGCAGCCCGACAACGUGGACAUACACGAGAAUGACUCGGCUCACUUUGAGGCACGCUUGGAGCCCAUCAACGACCCGACGGUGCAGAUUGAGUGGUUCUUGAACAACGAGCCACUAGAAGCCAGUCACAGACACAAGGGAAUACACGACUUUGGUUUUGUCAUCUUGGAUAUCAGCAACUGCUUCCCGAGGGACACUGGUGAAUAUGUCUGCAGGGCAUGGAAUGACAUUGGAGAGGACUUUGCUCGCGCAACACUGAAAUGCGGCGAUGACCUUACAGGUCAACCACCGUGGUUCACGCAGGAGUUGAUGCCAAUCGAAGGCUUGAACGAGGGAGACAGUGGCCACUUUGAGGGCCGCGUAGAGCCGUCCAAGGAUCCAGAUCUGAGAACAGAAUGGUUUUUCAACGGAAAGCCCGUCAGGAGCGGUCACCGCUUCAAGACGAUCCUCGACUUUGGCUUCACGAUCCUCGACAUCAACCCCGUCUACCCGGAGGACCAGGGCGAGUACGUGUGCCGCGUCUACAACAAGUACGGCGAGGCGUUCUCGCGCGCGCCGCUCUCCUGCUCGGGCAAGCGCAACGUCAUCUACGACACGCAGCUGCCGCCGGGCAUGGAGGAGGCGAUGAACAAGAUCCAGGAUCUCGACAACGCGCCAAAGUACCCGGGGCCGGCCGCACCCGAGGAGGUCGCCGGACAGCCGCCGGAGUUCAUCGUGCCGCUCAACGACAUCACGGAUCUGACCGAGGGAGAUAGCUGUCACAACGAAGCCAGGGUGAUCCCGGUCGGUGACCCCGACCUGUACGUCGAGUGGUUCUUCAACGGGGAGCCGCUAACGAUCGGCAGCAGAUUUAAGACCGUCUUUGACUUUGGCUUUGUGACGAUCGACAUCUCACCAGUAUAUGACGAGGACACUGGCGAAUACAAGUGUGUUGCUACCAACAAGUACGGUCAGGCCGAGACAAAGGCAAUUAUCAAGUGUACACCAAAGACAGCAUUGCUCAUGGACACACAGCUUCCAGAGAGCAUGAGGGCAGGUAUGCAGAAGAUAAAAGAUUUGGAGGAUGCCAUGGAUAGGCCAAAACACCCAGAAGAGCCGGCAGAUGCAGGCGAACCACCGAAGUUUAUCGUCCCUCUAACAAGUCCAGUUGUAACAGAGGGUGCACCAGCUCACCUUGAAGCCAGACUUGUGCCAAUUGGAGACCCAACUAUGAGAGUGCACUGGUUCCGCAAUGGAGAACCAUUCAAUCUAGGCACUCGAUUAACGACAAUGUAUGACUUCGGACUCGUAUGGUUGGACAUUAACCCUGCAUGGCCAGAGGAUGUUGCCGAGUAUACGUGUGUUGCCAUUAACAAGUGGGGACAGGACCAGACUACAGGAAAUCUCAGUGUAACACCCAUCCAGGAAGUUGGCGAGCCGCCAAAGUUUGUCACUCAGCUGCCAACAGUUGAUGUACCAGAGGGUGAUGUCACUCACCUAGAGGCGAAGCUCAUACCAGUCGGAGAUCCAACCAUGAGAGUGACGUGGUUCUUCAAUGGAGAACCACUCCAUGUCGCCGGUCUAGAUUAUCUGAGGAAAAGGUGUUAUAUGAAGCGGUUACGUCAGUGGGGAAGCAGAUUCGUGACGGAGUACGACAUCGGUCUCGUGAAGCUGGACGUCUCACCAACGUGGCCGGAGGAUGUCGGCGAGUACAAGUGCGUCGCCACCAACAGAUGGGGCCAGGACGAGACGGUCGGAGCGGUCAACAUCAUACCCGCAGUCGAGAAGGGCGAACCGCCGAAGUUUGUCACGCAGCUGCCGACUCCAGAGGUCAUGGAAGGUCAGCCAACCCACCUUGAAGCACAACUGGUUCCGGUCAAUGAUCCAACGAUGAAUGUGCAAUGGUUCUUCAAGGGAGAGCCUCUCAUCUCGGGCACCAAGUAUAUACCAAAGUAUGACUUUGGACUCGUUGAACUGGACAUUACUCAAACCUGGCCUGAAGAUGUUGGUGAAUACAAGUGUGUUGCUGUGAACAAGUGGGGCAUGGAUGAGACAGCAGGUGGACUCAAUGUGAAGCCUAGUCCUGAAAGGGGAGAACCACCCAAGUUCACGACGCAACUCCAACGACCUGUUGUACCAGAAAACACACCAGCACACUUGGAUGCCAAACUGAUACCAAUUAACGAUCCAACCAUGGUUGUUGCAUGGUUCUUCAACGGGAAACCUCUUCCAACUGGUACAAAAUACAGAACCAACCUUGACUUUGGACAUGUUGAAAUGGACAUUACUCAAACCUGGCCUGAAGAUGUUGGGGAAUACAAGUGUGUUGCUGUAAACAAGUAUGGCAGGGAUGAAACAACAGGUGGCCUAGCAUUGAUGCCUAGUCCUGAAAGGGGAGAACCACCCAAGUUCCGACGCAACUCCAACGACCUGGUAAGCAUCGUGGGGUUAAUUUACCAUAAUCAUAAUGAAGAAGAGAUAAGAAAUGUGACUUUGAAGGGAAAUAAUAAAUAG